Molecule: messenger RNA, 1668 nt
Organism: Morus notabilis
Lineage: Eukaryota; Viridiplantae; Streptophyta; Magnoliopsida; Rosales; Moraceae
Product: myb family transcription factor PHL7
Exons: 7
Coding region: 425-1300 (291 amino acids)
Molecular function (GO): DNA binding; DNA-binding transcription factor activity
Source: RefSeq, a predicted model, not a curated record
GGGCUGAUGACCAAUCUCUCCUUUCUCAAACGUUUUUCAACCUCUUAUCGAUCAGAUUCUCUCUCUCUCUCUCCUUCUUCUUCUCUCUCUCUCUCUAGUUGAUUUUUAUUAUUUUUUUAUUUAAAUCACAGAAUUCCUAAGUAGAAUUUCCCUGAUUUUGAAUCCCUCACCUAAUAUUUCCUUUUCUUCAAAAUCUGCCCCUCGUUUUUCAACGUCGAAACGGCGCCGUUUACCGUCUUUGGAUUCUUUGGCGUGUAUUUCUUCUCUAGUUGAUCGUUUUCAAUUUGAGGCCUGAAAUUCAAUUCAAUGCUCUUUUCUUAUUUGCGAUUUUGGUGUUGUAAUUUGAAGGCACGAGCUUUUUUGAUGGUAAAACUCCAUUGAAUUUUCCCCUGAGAACUCCCAAGUUUCUGGAGUCUGUUUCAACAUGUAUCAUGCCAAAAAGUUUUCGACUGUGAGUUUGGUGCCACAUAAAGGUCAAAGUUCAGAACAACCUGAAAAUUCCGGGGGUUUGAGUAGCUCUGCAGUGAAAAAUUCAACACCUGCUGGAGGAAGUGGAAAGCAACGGCUGCGAUGGACUUCAGAUCUUCAUGACCGUUUUGUGGAUGCCAUUACACAACUUGGUGGACCAGAUAGAGCAACUCCAAAAGGAGUUCUUAGAGUGAUGGGUGUACCUGGACUAACCAUUUAUCACGUGAAAAGCCAUUUACAGAAGUAUCGCCUUGCAAAGUACCUGCCAGAAUCUCCAGCUGAUGGUAAAGGUUCUAAAGAUGAGAAGAAAGGGUCUGGAGACAGUCUUUCCGGGUCGGAUUCUUCACCGGGGGUGCAAAUUAAUGAGGCAUUCAAGAUGCAAAUGGAAGUCCAGAAGCGUCUUCAUGAACAGCUUGAGGUUCAAAGACAGCUGCAAAUGAGAAUAGAAGCUCAGGGAAAGUACUUGCAAAAGAUCAUUGAGGAGCAGCAGAAACUUGGUGGUGUUCUCAAGGCCUCAGAGUUGUUGCCAUUGGCGGAGGAUGAUAAGACGGAGCCAUCUCAGUCGGAUACACCAGCUGAUGCCUCUGCUGGUGAAUCCUCUCCCCGAAAGAAACAAAAAACGGAUGAUGGAUUGCCAGAUGGUGGCACCUCCUCUGCCCCACUACCAAAAGCCGACCAGAAGAAUGAGUUUGUUGGUCAAUGGGAUCGGGACUUGUACGGAAAUGAAGCUGGAUUUGGAUUCGACUUGGAAACAGAGUCUAAGGAAAGAGAAGAUGGCGGCAGAGUGCAGAAAGUGUCACUUGAACUAGGUCCAUUAUGUGAUUCAAAAUAGCAAUAGCAGUGUCAGUAGUCUAUGAUGAUGUUUGUAGCAACAGAGUGUAAACCAUGCUGGGUAUAUCUCUAUACAUUUGAUCGCCAUUUAUAGUUGUUACAUAUAUAUAUAUAUAUAUGUAUAUAUAUAUAUAUAUAUGUAGAUUUGUAUAUAGUAUAUUCUCUAAGUGGUAAUGUAGUCUCCAGGAACCUUAGCUCUAGCAGAUCGAUCAUACAUACGCGCUUAUUAAGUUUUGACACCCAUCAUCUAUUCAUUUCUCGGUUGUUUGAAUCCUUAUAAAGAGAACUAGCUUCAAAACAAACAUCUCCACGUGUAGCUGUAUUGUUAGUGUUCUUUUGGAAUUGGAUUAUACUCUAAAAUAGUAUUUU